AUGACAUUUCGCGACUGCGCUCCUGCUUCUGCGGGAGUUGUUCUUCUUUGUAAUAUAGUGCCAUGUCUCAUAGUAAAAUUAAUAUGUCCAUUCUUCAUGCACCAUAUUCCCAUAUGGACAGCCUCCCUAAUGGUGACAGCUUGGGCUAGUUCAGUACCAACUGCGCUUAUCGGAGUGCUCCUAGCAUCAUUCUCUUGUGGAUUUGGAGAGACUACUUAUUUAGGACUAUCUAGCCACUAUUCCAAGAAUUCGAUUUCAACCUGGUCAUCCGGAUCGGGAAUGGCUGGCUUUGCUGGGACAUUUUCCUAUGCUGUGCUCACUGAUGACAAUCUGUUGGCAUUGACUCCUACAAAUGCCAUGCUAGUGAUGCUCGUAGUGCCCAUAUCCUUCACUUUUUCGUACUACCUCAUACUCGUUCGAGCGCCGACGAUACCCGCGAUCAGUGCCACUAAGCCUUCAACAUGGUUGGAUUUCUCCACGCCUUACGAUAGAGACUUAACAAGAGCGGACUCGGAUUCAAGCACAACCGAUAAGAGCAGCAGGGACGUCAGCAGUAUUGAAGCGCAAAAUCGUCCACUCUACGAGCAACUCAUAGUUAUCAAAAGCCUUCUGAAGUACAUGAUUCCUUUUGGUACCGUAUACUUUAUGCAAUAUUUCAUCAAACAAGGCUUGGUGUUCUACCAAUCGGGUAUUCCUUUCUCGUCUAUCCAUUAA
Cooperia oncophora is the source of this 714-nucleotide messenger RNA. The record is from the annotation of a GenBank genome assembly. Lineage: Eukaryota; Metazoa; Nematoda; Chromadorea; Rhabditida; Trichostrongylidae.